AUGAACCAUGACCAUUCAUACAUAAGAGGUCAAGAUUAUUUUCAUUUGACCGUUAACAUUAACAAAGUGCACUUUGUUUCAACUGUUUUGAGCAUAUCAGGUCGUCUGUUCAAAGUUUAUAUUUAUAUUGAUUAUAUUGAAUAUGAAAUCAUUCGCAUGUUAAUGAUGUUACAACUUGAACACAUAUCAAAUGAAAUUUUUCUUUGUAUCUGGGAUUAUCUGCCAUCUGCUGAUGUCAUUUAUAGUUUUUCAAAUCUGAACAAUNAUUUGACCGUUAACAUUAACAAAGUGCACUUUGUUUCAACUGUUUUGAGCAUAUCAGGUCGUCUGUUCAAAGUUUAUAUUUAUAUUGAUUAUAUUGAAUAUGAAAUCAUUCGCAUGUUAAUGAUGUUACAACUUGAACAUAUAUCAAAUGAAAUUUUUCUUUGUAUCUGGGAUUAUCUGUCAUCUGCUGAUGUCAUUUAUAGUUUUUCAAAUCUGAACAAUCGUUUCAAUUCUUUAUUAUCAGAAUUUUAUGGGCUUUACAAACAAUUAGAUUUACGUGAUUGUUCGUUGGCAGCUUGUCGUUUUCUUUCGAGUGUAGUACCAACUAUGGCUGAAUGGCAUCUGAACCUUACUGUUCUUAAAAUGGGAAGUCGAGGUCGAUGCUCUGAAGUAAAUUUGUUUAUAGAUGGAUUGGUCAAAUCGUGUGGCUAUAUAUCGAAAGAUACUUCUCGUAGUUUAAUGGCAUAUAAACACAUAAAACCGAUAUUUCCUCAAUUGGUUGCUUUACAUAUUUAUUUGCCAAGAUUAUUUGAUGCAUAUGUUAUUGAUACAUUGCUAUUCGUUAUAGCUGGUGGAACAAAAAUGCGUACAUUUAUUUGUGAUACUUGUCCAACUCAAGUUCAACAUUCAAAAACUUUCUUUCAUUGGUUAUUUCAAUGUUCAAUCAAUCUCAUUCGUUAUACAUUACAAUCUUCGCAAACUGAGGAUGGUUUUGAAUUAUCAUACGAGCACACAAUUGUUAAUAAUUAUAUUCAACAUUAUUCUCUUGUUCAUCUCAAAAUCGAUAUUCUCAAUUUAAAUACACUUUAUAUACUCAUGCAUUAUCUCCCUCAACUUUUGCAUUUAGAUGUGAACAUCAGUAGUGUCAUUGGUCGAACUAAUGAUAUUAAUCAAAAUCUUAUAACAAAACUCGAUUAUCCAAAAAAGCUGCGUGUAUUGAUUCUUCGGCAUUUCCAAGUUGCAGGACCCAAUUGUAUUUAUCUUGAGCAACUAGUCGAUAAAUAUAAAAAUACAUUAGAAGAAUUUUCUUUGUUUUUCGUUCAUUUUUGUGAUGGUGAAUUUGAUAUAUGUUUUGAUGGUCAUCGUCUUGCCACUCUUUGUGCUAGAUUAAUUCAUUUACAAGUACUACAUUUUUCGAUUCAAUUACAAUUUCUAGUGCCACCAAGUAGACAGAUAUUAGACGGUUUCAUUAAAGCUUUUCGAACAUCUUUUUGGCUUGAUGGUCCAUUAGGUCAAAUGCGAGUAUGUGUGAAUUAUCAUCGUGUAGUGGACUACGUACAAAUAUUCUCUCUUCCAUAUACAUUUUUUGAUAAUCCUUUAAGUCGUGCAACAGAUUUAAUUGAUACAUUAUUUAAUACUGACGAAAAAAUGCAAGGCAUGACAAAUGAUUUAUCUGUAGUAUUUAAAUCACUUUGGCGUGGUAUGAAGCGUAUUUAUAUGUGUUUUCUUGAAAAGGAAAAAAUACCUAUUUCAAUUUUUCAUGCACUUCAAUGUCCAUCCAGUCAGGGAAAAACAUUGGGAAUACCAGUUAUGAAAGGAAUCCUACCAAAUGAUAUACCUUCUCGCAUACAACUUACACAUUUUACUUCACUUCAAUUACUAUGGGCAUCUGAUACCACGAUUGAUUAUGAUAUUCAACAUAUAAUUGGCUGGAUUCGUUUAUUACCGAAUAUAAAAAUUUUAUUUGUUAGUACACGUGAAUUGAGUUAUUGGAUUACUAAUGGUUAUGAUAAUCAAUAUCUUCAAGCAUUCCUUGAACAUAUAAAUCGCCUAUAUAUAGAUUGUUCAUUUAUUGUAAAUGAACAUUUGAAUGAAGAAUUAAUGAAUCCACUUCUGUCAUUUAUUAUCAAUAAACAACGUUUUCCUCGAUUAGAAUAUCUUCGUUUUGUUGAAUGUAAACAUACUUCAUCAGCGUGGUGUGAUAUUAACAAAUGGAUUGAUUAUAUUCUUACACAUAUGGAUAAACAUCAACUAAAACAUUUAUGGUUUAGUUUUAUUGACAAGGGCCAACAAUUAACUGAUAUGAAGACAGGUGAUGAAAUAAUUACAAAUAAUAAUCCACCAUGUAUUAUUGAUAUUCAUCGAUUCGUAUCAGAAGAUCAUAUUUCGUUUUGGAUGGAAAGGAAAUUCAAAUAG
Molecule: messenger RNA, 2400 nt
Organism: Adineta ricciae
Lineage: Eukaryota; Metazoa; Rotifera; Eurotatoria; Adinetida; Adinetidae
Source: the annotation of a GenBank genome assembly